This is a messenger RNA of Adineta ricciae, 2076 nucleotides long. The record is from the annotation of a GenBank genome assembly. Lineage: Eukaryota; Metazoa; Rotifera; Eurotatoria; Adinetida; Adinetidae.
AUGCCGGAGAAGAAACGAUCGGCAAGUAGUGGAAGCGCCAACAAUGUUAAAGUUGUCGUUCGAUGUCGACCGAUGAGUGAUAAAGAAUUGGAUAAUGAUCAUAAAGAGAUUGUUUAUGUAAGUGAAGCAACUGGAACAAUCGAUGUUCGAGCACCAAAUUCAACAACGGACGAUACGACAAAAACAUACACAUUCGAUCAUGUGUUUGGACAAAACUCCAAGCAAGUCGAUGUUUAUAAUCUGGUUGCUCGUCCGAUCGUCGAUGCCGUUUUGGAAGGCUACAAUGGAACUAUAUUCGCUUACGGACAAACAGGAACCGGCAAGACGUUUACAAUGGAGGGGAAAAAAGAUGAUAUUAAAAACUAUGGUAUCAUUCCUAAUUCAUUCGCACAUGUGUUUCUUGAGAUUUCCAAAGCGGAAAAGAAUGUCGGAUAUUUAGUUAGUGUAUCCUAUCUGGAGAUCUACAAUGAAGAAGUUCGUGAUCUACUUGGUAAAGACCGUGAUAAAAGUCUAGAAAUAAAAGAACGACCUAAUGUUGGUGUUUAUGCUGAUGGUUUAACAGCUCAUAUAUGUAAAUCAGCAACCGAUAUGGAAACUAUUAUGCGUUCUGGCAGUUUUAACCGUCACACGGGUCAAACUCUAAUGAAUGAACGUAGUAGUCGAUCGCAUGCAAUAUUUACCAUUACGAUAGAGUGUAGUGAUACUGGCCCUGAUGGUGCCAAACGUAUUCGAGCCGGGAAGUUACAUAUGGUCGAUUUAGCGGGUAGUGAACGUCAAUCGAAAUCGGGUGCCGAAGGAAAUACAUUGAAAGAAGCGACAAAAAUUAAUUUAUCAUUAUCCACAUUGGGUAAUGUGAUUUCGGCACUGGUUGAUGGCAAAUCGACACAUAUACCGUAUCGUAAUUCGAAGUUAACCCGACUUCUACAAGAUUCUUUAGGUGGAAAUUCUAAAACAGCCAUGAUUGCCAAUAUUGGUCCAGCUGAUUAUAACUGCGAUGAGACAUUGAACACACUCAGAUAUGCAAAUCGAGCGAAGAACAUCAAGAAUCAUGCGCGUGUCAAUGAAGAUCCAAAAGAUGCCAUGAUUCGAAAUUUAGAAAACGAGAUUGAACUUUUACGUAAACAAGUCGAAGAAGGUGGCGGUGGAGAUGAUAGUGAUGAUGGUUCCGGUUCAGAAUAUAGUGAAACCGAUGAGAAUGGUCGACGUGUGGUUCGUAAAAGAUCGUUAAAUGUUCGUCAAGAACGCAAAGAAGAAAUUGAGCGUCAAAUCGAAGAAGAACGACGAAAAUUACAAUUCGACACCGAUAAAUCACAAAAAGAACGAGAUAAGAUCGCCCUAGCACUUCGUGAGAAACAAGAAGAAUUAAAAGCAAUGAAAGAUCAGGAUGAUGUUCGAGAAAAACUCCGAAGGUUAGAAGCCAAAGUUAUUUCAGGCGGUGAAAAUCUACUUGAAAAGGCCGAGAAACAAGUAGUUUUACUCGAGCAAAGUGAACAGGAACUCCAAAAACGUAUUCACAAUGAAGAACAGUUACGGAAGCAAUUACAGCAGAAAGAGGCUGAAGCGCUCGAUGUUGAAGGCAAAUACAAUUCAUUGAAAGAAGAGGCUGAAGCUCUAACCAAAAAGCUGAGGGUGUUUGAAAAGAAAUACAAAGACGCCAAACAAGAAUUACUCGAUCUGGAAAAAGAAUACCUGAACCAACGAACGGAAUUGAUCGAAGCGAACACUCAAGCGCUUCGUGAGUUACAGAAACAAGAAUUUGUCAUCAAAAGUUACAUACCUGAUGAAUACUUCAAAAUUAUUCAAGAGCAUGCAAGUUGGAAUGAGAAUUUUGGAGAAUGGAGUCUACGAUCGAUUGCGUACACUGGAAACAAUAUGAAAAACAAGGAGAAAAGCAAGAAAGCCGACGAUGAUGAUUUAAACUUAACUCAUGUUUACUUGGCAUACACAGCCGAAGGUGCUGAGGGUGCUAUGCGAGAUUUCAUGACACGGAAGAAGAAAAGUCGUGCGAAAGAGAAAAAAAAGAAAGCACCAAAAGAAGCAUUUAGUAAUCGUCCAACAACAGCCGUCCGCGAUUAA